Messenger RNA from Cydia pomonella (codling moth), 10033 nucleotides. RefSeq names its product cell adhesion molecule Dscam2-like. The record is from RefSeq and is a predicted model, not a curated record. Gene Ontology annotation, cellular component: plasma membrane; axon. Gene Ontology annotation, molecular function: protein binding. The transcript is spliced from 37 exons. Gene Ontology annotation, biological process: axon guidance; cell-cell adhesion. Bases 853 to 5814 code for a protein of 1653 amino acids. Lineage: Eukaryota; Metazoa; Arthropoda; Insecta; Lepidoptera; Tortricidae.
ACUAAAAUGAUAUAGAUAAAUACUCGUACUUAUACGUAGCACGAAACAAUAGCGGUUAACUUGCGAGUCAUGUCGCGAGCAUCAUAUUGCCAACAAAACGGUAGUUUUUAAUAGGCUUCAAUUAUUAAUCUUGCUGAUACAAACAAAACUACAGAUACGUUUUUGCGUAUUUUUUUGAACGCUCCGGUAAGCAUUCCUUUCACAAGCAUUUCAUAAUAUUACCACGCGUAAAAACCUGAGUGGUUUUCAGUACGCAUUCGCAUGCUAGCACAGUCCGACCGGGUUUGAAUUGAUACAACAUUCCAACCAACAAAAUAUUACUAGCAAAAAUAAAACUCAUAAAUCGAAGCGAAAUAUUUCGCUGGUAUUCAGGCAGCACAGAACUACUGAGCGAAUAGUAGAAAGGAAAGGUAUAAAAGCUUUACCCUUUCUAAAAACACGUAAAUAGAAGAACGGAGCGUUCCGUUCGGUUCCAAUGGUGGCACACACGCGCGCGGCGCACACCGCGCCACAUACGUGGAAUAAACGACGUGAAAUGGGAAAAAAGUUAAAUAUGUAUGAGUGCGGGUAAAUAUAAAAAUCGGUAUAUAAAGCCGUUUAUAUAUAAUAUAGGUGGAAAGCGCGCUGCCGGUUGCUCGCACGGCAGUCGCUCUCGGGCCUUGCAAGCGCGCGCUCCAUAUACAGCCUCCGGCCGGAGCGUGGCCGGCCCCACCGCGUGUUUCAUAGUUCACUACUAACAAACUUUGACAUUAAUACUUUACAACGACUUUGUUAUGUGACUGUGUAAAUAUUAAAGAUAAAAACUUUCAACUGACAUUUGUGUGGAAGUUUUUAAAACUCGACAGGUCAACGAUGUCGCCGAUUAUUUUAGUAGCAGUUUUCGGCGUGCUCUCGGCGGGCCCCCAUUGUUCGAGCGCGGACCCCCACUCGCCUCCCCACGUAAAACGGUAUAGACACCUGGAGGCUGAUGAUAAGAGGAUUUAUGAGUGCCGGCCAAAAGGCAUCAGUUUGCCGAGCCGCGUACAUGUGGAAAAGUGCAGCUCUUUGCAGGCGCAGAGCUCUAAGCGCUGCGUGUAUAAAUGCGACGAACAAUCGCGGCGAAUUGAAGACAAAUAUAUGCAUGGCACGAGCGGAACGGGCUUCAGCAGAGAUGUAUCAGCGAACUCCGCCAACACAAGUCUCUCCCAGCUUACAAAGAAAGGCAGUUAUAAAAGAAGAGAGCUGCAUAAAUGCAUUAUUAUCCAACUGAAGGAAUACCAGCAACUAUUCAGAAAUAGAACGCCGAAGGCGUACAGGAUACAUUAUUCGAAAAAAUCACUUUCUGAGAAACAUAACAAUAAUGUGACAUGGUGCUCAUUAACGGAACGGGCCUGGCGUCCGUUGAAGAGGAAAAGGAUAAAACGUUCGCCGGACUUGCGACCAGAACUGGUGUACACGUUCAUCGAGCAAGCAGUGCAACCUGGAGCGCAGGUGGCUCUGAAAUGCUCGGCAGUGGGCGAGCCACCGCCUCGUUUCAAAUGGACGCUCGACUCGCAACCCAUUCCACCGCACCAUGGGGCGGUGAUAACUGAGGGAAGAGACAGCGGGCCGGCGGGGAUGGGGCCUGGUGGUAACUACGUCUUGUCGACGCUAUCGUUGAGUAGUGCGAAGGUCGAGCAUGGUGGGCGAUACGAGUGUCGCGCCAGCAACGCUCACGGCUCCGUCGCUCACGCUGCCAGGCUGAACGUUUACGGGCCUCCAUAUAUUCGAUCAAUGAGUACUGUAAAAGCAGUCGCUGGUUCCGACACAACAGUGUGGUGUCCAUACUACGGAUUCCCGAUUGAUUCAGUAAAAUGGGACGGAGGAACUGGCAACGAUCCUAGAUAUCAGCAAAUCGACGGUCAACUCACCAUAAGCAAUGUAGAUCGAAAUAGAGACCAGGGCGGGUGGGUCUGCUCGGUCCUGACACCUGGCGGGGAACUAGCUCGGCGAGAGGUGCAAAUAACGGUGGUUUCUCCGCCCGUGCUCUCGCCGAUCGUAUUUCCACCCGGCUUAAGGGCUGGCGACCGAGCGCAACUCACCUGCACUGUCACCUCUGGUGACAUGCCCGUCUAUUUCUCCUGGCUUAAAGAUCAAAUAAACAUACCUAGCGCACUACAGGUCGAUGAACGAGGUGCUGAAUUCUACAGCAUGUUACUAUUCAAAAGUCUCACAGCAGCCCAUAGUGGAAUUUACACAUGUGUCGUCACCAACACCGCCGGCAAAGCUAAUACGUCUGCGGAAUUAGCUAUCAAGGUGCCUCCGUAUUGGCAAAUCGAGCCUUCGGACACGGCGGUGCUACUGAACGGAUCACUAACCGUGAGUUGUGAGGCCCGGGGGCAUCCUUCACCGGCUAUUUAUUGGACUAAGUUCUCUGGUAGUGCUGAAACAACGUUAGGAGCAGUCUCGGAGCCGGCGGUACUCAACAACGGGUCGCUAAGACUCGAGUCGGCGCGCGCCGAACACUCCGGCAAAUAUCGGUGUCGUGCCGACAAUGGGGUCGCACCCGCGCUGUCUAAAACACUCACCAUACACGUUAACGAACCGGCCAGAUUCGAGACGCCAUCGGUGAAUGUGACUGCAAAGCUUGGCGACACUGUGAGGCUGGCAUGUGUAGCUCGUGGAGACAGUCCGCUUUCUACGUCAUGGAGUCACUCUGGACGCGCUCUGCCUAAUUCUGAUUAUAGAAUGAGCAUAUCAGAAACCCGAAGCGCAGAAGGUCUGCGAAGUGAAUUGGUAGUGGAGCGGGCUGACAGAAGAGACUCCGGCGUCUAUCGGUGUCAGGCGACCAAUCCUUAUGGACGAUCCGACCACUUCGUUCAUCUUGCAGUGCAAGAACCUCCGGAGCCACCAUCGAACUUCAGAGUCUUGGAGACCACAUCGAGAUCGGUGCGCCUGCAAUGGCGGCGUCCUUACGACGGCAACUCGCCCGUCCUGGGCUACGUGGUGCAGUAUCGGAAACACGACUCAACCAGUUCGGAUUCUUGGAGAGACGCGGACACGCACAACGUGUCGGUCUCGGCGCAUAAUUUGGACAGUUAUUCUGAAACCGAAGGCGCCACAAUAUCCGGCCUCGAGCCAGCCACCGCCUACCUAGUCCGAGCUCGCACAGUGACAGCGCAAUUCGCGUCGACUCAUACGAGAGCGCUGCUCGCUCUGACGUCGCAUGAACCACCGGCACGCGCGCCGUUGAGUUUGCGGGCUUCGGCUCCGAGGGCUUCCACUAUUGAACUAGCUUGGCAGCCACCACCAUCUUCAUCGUGGAACGGCGAGCUCCUGGGCUACUCUGUCUGGUGGUGGGCCUCCGCGGACGGCACCUUGUCAGGAGGAGCAAAUGUUGGGAUGGAGUUCGCUACCGUGCGGGGGCAGAUAACUAAAUAUACUAUUGAGGGGCUGGAUCAUUAUACUCGGUAUUCCGUGAGCGUCAGAGCCUUCAACAGCGCUGGCGCGGGCCCAGCCACCGCGCCCGUCAAUACGUUGACUCAAGAAAGUGUGCCAUCAGAAGGUCCCCGCGGCGUGCGCUGCCGCGCCGUGUCCCCGCAGAGCCUGAAGGUGGAGUGGUCACCGCCGCCCGCGCACGCACACCACGGUUCGCUGCUCGGGUACAAGCUGCUUUAUCGCCCUGAGCAUACGGCAGAGUGGCUGGAGUGGGAGGUGCGCGGGAACGGCGGGGGCAAUUCAGGAGCGGGAGCGGAGGUCAAGAGGGUAGCGGGCGUGGAGACGCUACUGCUGGCGUUGAGACCGUAUACGAACUAUACGAUACAGGCGUUGGCGUAUACGGGGGCGGGGGAUGGUGUCCCGGCCCAUCCUGUGCACUGUACUACGCAACAAGAUGCUCCAGGACCUCCAGCAGCUGUGAAAGUCGUAGCAACUUCAGUGACUUCCCUAGCAAUUAGUUGGUUACCUCCAAGUCGGCCUAAUGGACCAGUGCUCUAUUAUACAGUGUUCUAUCGUGAACUUGGCAGAGACAGGCCUCCGCAAACCACAACAGUGCAGGCUGAAGACAGCGAUCCAACCGUGGGUUUGGGUGGCUCAGCCGAAUUAAGGUCCUUGUCCGAAGACGCAACGUACGAGGCGUGGGUGGCCGCACAUUCUGUCGCCGGCGAGGGCGAGCCAUCCGCUCCUCAACCUGCAACCACUAGUUCUAGAGCGGGAGUACGCUUGCUGUCCUUCGGCGUGUGGGCACGUGUACAAUGCGGCCACUCGCUGCGUUUGGCGUGCGUGUGGAGAGGAGAGCCGAUGCCACGCGCGCGUUGGCUGCGUGGCGACCGACCCGUCACGCACGACCCGAAGACGCACCUCACGCCGCAUGGACAUCUUGCGAUACAUGAAGUUGACGCAUCAACAAGCGGCAACUAUACAUGCUCAGCACGCAACGCCUUCGGUUCUGAGGAAGUGACGUAUCGGGUGGAGUGUGCUGUCCCUCCGGCUGCGCCUACGCUAUUUCUCGACCAUGCCGCGCACAGGGAAGCUAAGCUGACGUGGCGGACUACUCACCAUCCUGCUGCGCCGCCACAUGGUUUUACGAUAUGGUGGGUGCGAGUACGCGAUGACAGCGUAGACAGCUUGGAGGCUGGUUCGAGAGGAGAAGAAGAGAGGAAGCUAGAAGCUGGUGGGGAAGCGUCGAGCGUGAUGCUCAGGUCCUUGUCCUGUGGGGCUUCGUAUUCAGUGCGCGCGGUGGCGCAUUCAAGAGCGGGGCCUUCGCCACCGUCGGCGCCUUUGUUGGUCAAGACGAAACCACCAGUGUUAGUAUGGGAAGGAGGGGGAGACCGGCGCGAUCAAGAGGAAGGCGCCGAAGCGGCGAUAUGGAGCAACAGCAGUGCCCUCGCAUUAGAUGCUAGAAGGGCUGUACGGUGUAAUGCGCGCCUAGUCAGACUGCAGUGGCGACGGGCUGACGCCGGCGCGUCAUUGUGGACUGAUGCCGAUCUUACGUCACUACAUCAUCAUAGGGAGGUGGUAAUCGGUGGUCUCACGGCGGGCGCGUGGUACGCCCUCCGGCUGUGGACGUCGACGGAGUCAUCGAGACACCAAGCCAUAAUCUACGCUGCUACCACUACACACGCUGGAGAGCGUCUUCGACGACCAGUGGCCUUCCAAUCAGAAGGCAGCUCAAUCGGGACCGUUGGAAGCAAUGCGGAGGCCGAGCGGGUACUUGGUGCAGUAUCGCUGGCAUUUGCAGCAUUAGCUGCUGUUGCUGUCACGGCUUUGAUACUUGUCCUACUGGCUAAGCGAAGUACGCUGUGGCCAUGCGGCGGAGCAGUUGACGAAGAAACGCGCCGCUGCAGCCACUCCGUCGCCAGCACCGAUAAGUCAGUGUGCCCUGAACAGCAGAACAUGCGCAACUGCCAGCACGACUACAAGCACGACAAGCUGUCGCCGGCCUCGGAUGUAUACGAAAUAAGCCCAUACGCAACUUUCGCCGUCGGAGGUGAAACAGCAGCGACUCUGGACCACACAUUACAGUUCCGAACGUUCGGCCAUCGCGACAACGAUGCUCCUCCCCACAGGCCGUGCAGGAAGCAUCCACAGAGGCAUCGGGACCGGGCUGAGAGUAAGACCUAUGUCGAGAAGCAUCACUCGGACUGCGAACUGCAGCAGCUCAGUCGCUACGAGAAGGUGCGGCCGAGACACUGUGCUGGCACCUCCUAUUGCGUGCCCCUCGCACACCAUGGUGGUGCAGGCAGCGGAGGCGGAGGCGGUAGCGGGGGCGGAUUUUCAGAAGUGUAUGCCGGCGACUCCAGCGCUGAAUCCGGACCUGGUUCCCUGUCUCCGCGCACCCAUCACGAGCACAGCUAGCGUGGAGGCAAUCCACAAACAUGCAUAUCGCAAAAUAAACAAGUUGAAUUAAAAUAAACUUUAGAAACACCCAACACAUCUAAGAUAAACACAUCUAGAUAGAUUAUACAUUACCAGGCUCUUUAAACGUUUUUUAAGUGUUUUUGGCUAUGCCACACACUGGUAGAAUCCCGUAUUAAUGCAUAUAGCCAGAUCUUGAAUUGUAGUAAGAGUUGCAGAUCAACACGUAUUUAAAUUAAGGUUGAUGUUUUAGGCUGGAUAACCAACCUUUACAAGAAAUUAACCGCUUGAACAAUCAAAAUUCAAUUCUAAAUUUAAAACUUUAAGGGUAGUUUUUUAUUGCCAUAUUAAAACCUCUGGGAGUCUUAGGAGUUAAUGAAUGAACUUGGUCUAAAGUGUAGUUAUUAUUAAUUCGACCACCAUUAGGAAAAAGUAAUAUACUCUACCUUAAAUUUAAUUUACCUUAAACUAGACAAUACUAGAAAAAAAUCGAAAACCUGCCAUGUGUUUCACAUAUACGAAUUGGUCACCAAAUGUAUAGCUACGUCAAACAGUAAUCAAGGCUUGGGCGAUCCAAUCGACACCGAGCUACACACAACCAUCUUUAGGGGUCAUUUCAGAGGUUUAACGAGCAAAAGAGGCCUUUUAACCUUAAUAAAUUGAUAUAAAUUCUACCUCACUCGCAACGCAUUUCGCUUACACUAUCACAUGUACGAAUGAUGUCAAAAUUAGAUCAAUUUGUAAAUAUUGAAAGGCCUCAAGGUAUCUCGAAGGUUCAGAUGAACUUGAACCCUUCGAUUAUAUUAUAGUAUACGAUAUUGUGGCGAUAUCGAACGUUUAGUUGUUAUUAUACAAUCAAAGAUAGUUUCUAUUAGUGGUUCUAUAGGUACAGUCAGCAUCAAAAGUAGCGGAUCAAAUAACACUUCAAAAGUAUCUACCAUUCUGUUCCAGCUUAACAAAAAUUGAUGUCUUUAAUAUAGAACAACUAAGACUGUAAAAGAUAUAUUUUUGAACGCGAAUUUUAGAAAAUUAUCUACGUUUGGAAAAGUUAUACGGAAUAUCAGAUACUUUUGGCGCGUUGUUUCAUCCGCUACUUUUAAUGCUGAGUGUACUUAUGAAUAUUUUGGAACAUCAUUAUAAUUAAAAUACCAACUUUUCUACACAUUUUUUUCUUUUACAUUUUUUUAUUACUAGGUGAGUAAUCCAGGGUUUUAGUCUGUCAUUACAAUAUCGAUAUUGACGAAACCAUUAAAACUUGUUGAAGGACAUUAUGCUUGUUGAACUUGUGUUAGGUACGUUUACACGAUACGAUACGUUUUUCUUGGUAACGAAAUAAUUGCGACGACAUUCUAGGGGCCUAUUCAGAAGGUGUAUGAUGAUAAUUUAAUUCAGUACCUACGAGUAUCCCUCGCAUUCGCCCUUUUACUGAAUACCAAAAACCUUAAUACUUACCGCAAAACUAAGUGCACGUCAGGUCGUAAAUCACUGGAAUCAUGCGAUCUCUUUCGCACUUGCGCUGUCUUAUGGACCGGGACUCAUCGCAUCAAAGCUAUUACGCAUCAAAAGAGUACCUGACUUAGGCCUGAGUGGACGCUGGAGUUGAGCGUGCAGCGGAACGGAGCGUGCAGCGGAACGGAGCGUGCGGCGUGCAUGUUCAACAAAUGCAAACGUAUAAGAGCGGCCUUAGUGCACGCUGCUCAAAUCACUUGUAAGCCCGACGCCACGCUGCACGCCCCGCUGAACGCUCCGCUUCGAGCGUCCACUCAAGCCUUACAUUUAUUGCCCGAUUUGCCACUUUUUGCUGCGGCAAGUAUGACGGUCUUGAUUGCUUGCUUAUGAAUUGUAUCAUGUGAGUUUUAUAGAAGAACGUCUUGCCACUAAAUGUGCCAAAUAUACAUUUAAAGUUCAGCCGAUUGUACCAAUCACUGCCCUUGUUCUAUGACUUGUUGCCAACAGAAAUCGAUGAAUCAAAUUCAAAUAGGUAUAUUAACUUAAAUAGUUAAUUAAAUUAAGUAGAUAGGCGGUCUGUUCUAUAAAUAUAAGUAAAACUUAGCUAAAGGUUCAUUUACUGCCAUUUUACAAUGAAAUAGUUCAUAUUCAAUUUAUAUUCUACUGCCUAAGUAUUCAGUAUAGACAGGUAUCUAAUUGUAGCCAAUUUGCAAACUAAGCUAACUUAUUUUGAAAUAGACAAGUAGAACAAUGGUCGUACGAGGUCAUGAUUACGAUACGUUUAUCAUUUGGCCGUCAAGUCCCGGUCUCCAAAAUGUAUCCAAGGCGCCAAGCGCAAACCUCAAAAUUUCACAAAAAGUUCUUUUUACUAUUGACGAAUAAUAAUAAAAUCACAGAAACAUAUUUGCAGGAUUAAUAAUACGAAAAAAUUGUAUUUAUUUCUCGACGUGUGUAACAUGAGAGGUAUGACGCGGCUUUCCAUGCGCAUCCUUGAUGGAGUUGUCGGUUAAACGAUAAAGCUCUGAGGCAAAAGACGUCUUAUACCGUCAACCAUACAAUAGUUAUUUGUUUUACAAGGGGGCAAAGUUGUUUAACCGCUCGUGCCAAUAUUGAUCCCCGAGCAAACGAAAUAUACCAGAAUUGUUUGAGAAGUGGAAUCUACAGCGUUGCGAGGGUUUUACGGCACGAGGGUUAAACAAACUUUGCCUCCGAGUGAAACACUACAUUUUUCAUUAGACCAACGCAAGGAAAAUACUAACUAUGAAAUACCAAAAAAAUCUAACCAAAUCAAAUCCAAAUGAACGUAAUAUUAUUUAAAAGUCAAUUCAACCAGCUAACAUAAGGAAACAAAUUUUUAACAAUCAAUAGGGCCUUUAUCAGUUGGUGUGGUGGUAUUACUCCAUACUCUAUCAGUCUGAAAGGCUUGAUUUGAAAUAGAUUUCAUAUAUAUGGAGUAAAUAAUAAUAUAUGUCCUUAAUAAAAAUAUUUUUGGAGUUUUGUGCGUACCGCCGGCACACAGUUUUCUGCUCGAGACUUGAGGUACCCCUGUAUCAUUUAUCCACAAGCUAUUCCCUUAACCAUUUUCGAUUUUUCUACCACAUACGCGCCAAUAAAAUUUCAACUUUAGCAUUUCGAUUUAAGGUUCAUAUUAUAUUGCAAAUCUGGAUUAAUUAUAAUAUUAUUUGAUUUUUUUUCGGAAAGUCUUGUAGAUUGGUGCAGCCUGAAAAAGGUAACUAACCCUUUUUCAGGCUGCAGCAAUCUACAAAGUUUUCCGAACCUUCGGGUUCGUUUCAAUUUUAUUAUGAGUAUAAGUACAUUGCUACCAAUAAUAUGGCUAUCUUAGCUAGUUGACUCUGUGUUAAAGUUAUGAAAUAAUGUAAAUAAAUCUAGUCAGACUGAUGUAUUUAUACAAUAAUUUUAACGGGAGCUUAAAUUUGUACAUACAAUAUUAUGUAGAUAUUUUCAAGCCCUAGUCAAUUUUUAUUGAAUGUUUUUAUGACAAUAUUACUGUACUAUGUACAUAACGAAGAACAAGUAUCUAUUUGAGAAACUAAUUAAUGUGAAAUAAAAUAUUUAUCGCAAAAAAAGUUUCAUUUUUCCUCUCGCUAACAACAUUCCUGGUUCUAAUCUGCGACCUGAUACUAGAUUCCAUUGACCUAUUUUCAACCGUACUUCAAAUCCAAUAUAAAAUAAUAUAAAGUUACAGAAACUGUAAAGUCUCAGUGCUAUUACUAACGAAUGUUACUUUGAUAGCAUCCGUAAUACUAUGUACUCGUAAGUACAUAAACUACACAAUCACCCAUAACGAUCAUAAAUAAUAUUUGAAAGGUAGGUACCUAUUUAACUACACAUAUAAUAAGGCCGAACGAAGUAAAUACAAUCUAAUUCUUCCGGAAUAUCUCCUUGACAUCUAUCAGAAAGGUCCCUAUUACAUACAUUAGCGCAAUCAAAAUUAAAAAAUACCCAACUCUUUAAAAACAAUAGGAAAACCCAAUCUUUUUAUGAACCCUAUAAAAUCAUUCUCACUGGAGAAAUAUUUUUACGCAGUAUCAGAGUUUAUGAACGAUGAUAUCUGAAAUGUAGCUACUAUAAUUGAAAUAACAAAUUGUAGAUUUCAUAUCUAAAAUUUAUUUGAAAUUGUAAAAUACAGUAUUGUAACAUAAUGUGAUUUGCUAUGCCCUUAUCAAGGUCCAUGAGAUACUGUAACUUUAUUUUAUAACAAAUGUAUGAACACCAUGCAUGAUUGCAAUAAAAAAGGAUAUUAUAUUAA